CUUUCAACAGCACAGCUUUUUGACGAACAUGCCUCGAACAAAAAGACCAUUGGCAGAAGUCGAUACCAAUACGAAUCCCUCGAAAUCUGCGAAAAUCACAGCGGACCAAGUACCGGGGGGAAAGCUGAGGGAAAAGGAUGCUCAGAACACUACAGGACAGACGCGACGAGCUGACCAGGAGUCCAGCCCAAACUCAGCAAUCGCUCGUGGAAAGUUCGUGGUCCGCAAGCCAAAUUCCACAUAUUCUACCCAAUUAGUUGUCGAAGAAGAGCAAGAUUCGGAUGAACAUGGACCUGGCGCAGGAGAGGCUUUUGACUAUGAUGCAAAGGACGACAGCAAACUCCGUGCUUUUCUAGUCGAUCGACAUCUUCCCACAGCAGGUUCUCGCAAGGAACUGAUUGCCAGACUCGAGAAUUCGUCGAUCGACUACGAAACCCUAUUUUCAACCGAAUUGACCGAAAUUCUCAACAGACGUCAUGUCACCGGUGCAGCAAAUGGCACAAAGGAGAUUAAGAUUCAGCGCGUUCGAAUCAAUGACAAAAUCGACCACAACACGGGAGAUUCGCACGCCACUAUCCUUUACGUCCAGCGUGAGUUGUGGGAGGAUGCGAUUGUCGAGAUGGAGCAAAAGCUUAAGGCAUUGUCCGAAAAUCCCUACACAGUAUUGACGUCCGGACAGCUAGUCAAAAAGCUCGACAAGCAGAAUCUUACCAGUACUGGUAGUAAGGAGGUUAUGGCCAAGAGACUGUGGAAUCACGAGAAGAAAGAUUUGUUCAAGAACAUUAAACUUCGCAAGGAAAAGCUGGAGCAAAACAACGCUGAGAUGGAAUUAUACAUUGGACACCCAGUACCACGCGAUAGAGAUCCACGAGCACAGGAGGAGAAGCACGAGGAUGCCAAGAUACAGAAUGAGAUGUGGGCAGCUCGGAGAAACGCUGUCCCGGUGUGUGAUUAUAAUUGGAAAGACUCGCACUGGGCGAAUAGGACAGAACGGGAACUGUCCGAGAUAUGUACGCGGAGAGGGAUGCCUGGGUAUGGACCCAAGGCUGCGAUGUUGAAGUGGUUAGAUACGGGGAGGAUUGAUUAUCAGGAUAUGUAUAUGGGUGGAUUGACAAGGAUAUGUGGGGAGCGGGGGGUUGAGUACAGGGAGAGUGACAAGAAGGCAGAUCUCGUGCUUAGACUCAACGAGGCCGACGAAGCAGAGGGAAAUGGAUGAUUUGUUGUACGGUUGACGUCAAGCUCAAACAAAGUGAUGAGCAUUGAAGAUCACGAAGGAGUGGAGGUCAUCUCAGAUGAACUCUUAACAUAUGCUCACUGUUCUAGCACCCCGGAUCGACUCUCCAAUUGUCCCCACCUCGAAAUGCCCUCAAUUAUCGCAUCCGGACAAGCCCUCAACAACAUCAUCUCGUACGAGCUUGCUGUCUUCACCUUGCCAAUAUUCCAACGCAUGACAUAAGCCGGAUACGUAACCAAGUUCUGAUUCCCAGUCACUGGAAUCCUUCCUUCCCACGCCUCAGCAUCUUCUGACACCAUCAGUGUCGUCAAUACAGGCACGAUAUCACAGACGCCUUCCAUGAUGGAUUUAUAGAACCCUCUCAACAGCCAUGAGACCAUCAACGCGCUAGAUCCACCUCCGAGAACUCCGACUGCAGGCGUUCCGUCCAGGCAUCCAACACCUUCAUAUCUCUCUCCGCAUUCCUCCUCUGCUGUACAUCCCCGUCAAAAAGCCGCAUGAUUUGAUACAUGAUAAGCGCCUGUAAAUGGAGAAGCCAGCUUCCCAGCUGGACGACUGAUUUCGCCGACUCUCCCAACUUUUUCAAUUUCACAUUCAUCAUUCUGCAAACCAUGGGAUAGUUCUGCGGCGUGCGGUGCAUG
Cadophora gregata is the source of this 1875-nucleotide messenger RNA. RefSeq lists its product as uncharacterized. The transcript is spliced from 2 exons. Bases 29 to 1216 code for a protein of 395 amino acids. The record is from RefSeq and is a predicted model, not a curated record. NCBI's taxonomy places the organism in Eukaryota, Fungi, Ascomycota, Leotiomycetes, Helotiales, Ploettnerulaceae.